This is a messenger RNA of Dunckerocampus dactyliophorus (ringed pipefish), 1200 nucleotides long. It is a transcript of the gene polr3f, whose product is annotated as polymerase (RNA) III (DNA directed) polypeptide F. Gene Ontology annotation, biological process: transcription by RNA polymerase III. The record is from RefSeq and is a predicted model, not a curated record. The transcript has 9 exons. Lineage: Eukaryota; Metazoa; Chordata; Actinopteri; Syngnathiformes; Syngnathidae. Gene Ontology annotation, cellular component: RNA polymerase III complex. The coding region runs from base 4 to 954 and encodes 316 amino acids.
AAGAUGUCAGAGGUAAAAGUAAAGACGGAAACAAACACUUGUGAACCCGCCGAAGUUGAAAACAGGAUCAAGGAGCUUUGUCAGCAGUUUCCACACGGGAUCACCGAUCAGGUGAUCCAGAACGACAUGCCUCACCUGGAACCUCAACAGAGAGCCAUGGCCAUCAACAAACUGCUCUCAUUGGGCUUGCUGGACCUCCUGAGGAACAGUUCUGGACUUCUCUACAGGCUGAAGGACUCCCAGAGUACCAGUAAGAUGAAAGGUUCGGACAACCAGGAGAAACUUGUCUAUCAGAUCAUCGAAGACGCCGCAAACAAAGGUAUUUGGAGCAGAGACAUCCGCUUCAAGAGCAAUCUUCCUCUGACGGAGAUCAACAAGAUACUGAAGAACUUGGAAAGUAAAAAACUCAUCAAAGCUGUAAAGUCUGUGGCGGCAUCCAAGAAGAAAGUGUACAUGUUGUACAACGUGCAGCCUGACCGCUCUGUGACAGGCGGGGCUUGGUACAGCGACCAGGACUUUGAGUCAGAGUUUGUGGAGGUUUUGAACCAACAGUGCUUCAAGUUCCUGCAGGGCAAGGCUGACGCGGCGAGGGACAGCAAGCAGAGUCCGAUGGUGCAGAGGAACAGCUCCUUUGCCACCUCGCACGAAGUCUGGAAGUACAUCUGCGAGCUGGGGAUCAGCAAGGUGGACCUGUCCAUGGAGGACAUCGAGACCAUCCUCAACACGCUGGUGUAUGACGGCAAAGUGGAAGUGAGCGUCAUGGCCGCCAAGGAGGGAACACUGGGCAGCGUGGAUGGACACAUCAAGCUCUACCGCGGCGUUAACGCCAUCAUCCCGCCCACCGGCCUGGUCAAGACGCCCUGCGGACUCUGCCCGGUUUUUGAUGACUGUCACGAAGGAGGAGAAAUUUCACCGUCAAGCUGCAUCUACCUGGACGAGUGGCUGGACUUCUGACGUCGCCGAUUAUUAUUAUUAUUAUUAUUAUUAUUAUUAUUAUUAUUAUUAUUAUUAUUAUUCUCUUUUAUUCCUGACAUUCACAUUAUGACCACUGCACAUAAUUUCAGGAAGUACAUGCAAUCAAGCACUUUGAUUAUCAAUAAAGUCAGUCAUUGUGAACUUGUUUCAUUUCACUCUUCUUGUGCUAGGUCAGGGGUCACCAACACAGUGCCCGCGGGCAUCAGGUAGCCCCCCACGACCACA